GAGGUUAUUUUGAUUCGCGUUGUUUACAGUAGCCAUGGUCAGGGUAGUAUAGACGUUUUUGCAAUGUAUCCUGUUUUGAAAUUUGUUGUAACAUGUUAAGAAUCGUCCAAUAAUAUUUUCUCAAAAAUAUUUGAAAUUGGCGUUGUUUAAUGUUUAGCCGAUUUCGCUUUUCGCAAGUGAAUGAUUUUACGUUAGUUUAAACUUUUCUUAGAAAAUGAUUAUUUCCUUCCACUUGGUUGUGUAUUUUGCUUAUAGAUUCUGGGAUAAUUAUAUCUCUGUUCUAUUUAACAACGACGAUAAUGAUUCAAAUACAAACCAAAAUCCCGGCAUCACAAGCAGUAGUUCUCCCUUGAACUCUGGAAGAAUUGAAACAGAUCCUGUUACUGUAUCAAGUACAAAUAAAUCUAACCAAAACACUGCAGAUCAAAAUGAAACGUCUGGAAACGAUCCAGACCGGGCUCGACAAGCUAGAGAAGGUGAUGGUGAUUUACAAGUAACAAAAGAAGAUAUUUUAAUUGAAGUUGAAGAUGAGAGUUGCAGCACUUUAAAUUCAGAACCAUCAUUUGUAUGCAAACAAUCAGAAGAGGGUGGAAUGACAUUCAUUCCACCUGUGUACACUCAACGAUACAUGGUAGUUGAAAAUAUUUUGAAAAAACCUUGUUGGGCUGAAAAUGUUAAAAAGGUUGUUGAUUUUGGCUGUGCCGAGUUGAAUUUUGAGUCAAGGCAUUUAAAGAAGCUUUAUGGAAUUGAAGAGAUAAUUGCAGUGGAUGUAAAUGAAAGUGAGCUGUCAUAUUACAGCUGCAAGGUUGGACCCUCUCCAGUGGAUUAUCUUUCACCUCGUCCAUCUCCUCUCACUGUCAGAGUAUACUGCGGCAGCGUAGCCCACACGCACCAAGCUCUCAACAACUGUGAUGCAGUUAUUGCGAUUGAGUUAAUUGAACAUCUGUAUCCUGGAGAUUUAGAUGAUUUACCAUUUACAAUAUUUGGAUACAUCAGACCAAAAAUUGCAAUGUUUACAACACCAAAUGCAGACUUCAAUGUACUUUUCCCUAAUUUCUCUGGCUUCAGACAUUACGAUCACAAAUUUGAAUGGUCUCGUCAGCAAUUUGAAGAUUGGUGCAACAACCUGGUGUUGAGAUAUCCAGACUACUCUGUGGCAUUCCAGGGGGUAGGGCCGGGCCCGACUGGGACUGAACAUUUGGGUUGCUGCUCUCAGAUGGCAACCUUCAUCAAAGUGUACAACUCUCCUCCUUGCGAAGAAAAUGAACUCCACAUUCAGGAUGGAGAAUAUAUUUUGGUACGAGAAUAUGAGCAUCCAUUCCAUGUAGAUAAAAGGACUUUGGAAGAAAAACUUAGAGAUGAAGCAGUUAAUUUCAUAAACAGAUACUGCAUUUUAAGCAAGCAGUUUGAUGAAGAGAGAUUAUCAGAAAUACCCCUGAAAACGAUAAUGGAAAGAAUAAAAUGUUUACAAAGAGAAAAGUUGAAGAAAGUACUGGCUAAAGAUAAUUGGGAAAUAAAGACAAACUCAGACGGAUAUGAAGUUGUCAUUCUUCCUGACAGUGAAAAUGAAGAUGAGGAGGAGUCAUUUCCCGAUGAUAAUGAAGAUCCUCCAGAAAAUGGAUAUUGUUGUGAUGUAGACUGUGAUAACACAUUAACAGAUGAGGCAAAUUGGGAUUGUGAUAAAAUUGAAUCCAAAGUCGACACAAACAUUUCAACCAAUGGUAAUUCCAUAUGUUUGCUACCUCAUGAUUAUGAGAGUGUUAGUGAGUCAAAUAAUGCCUCUGUUAGUUCAAUUAACAAUACACAAAUCGGACAGACUAUUAGUAGUGAUAAUUUAGACUUAAGUUUUGAGGAAAAAAUGUGUUCCAAGCAAGAAACUAUAGUACCUGGUGAAAGUGUUGUGGUUAAUACAUAUGAAUCCAGUGAUAAAGAAGAUAUUGUAGAAAAAGACAUGGAUUUAGAUUGUAGUGUAUAUGAAACACCGUACAAUGUUCGUACAUUUAUUAAAAAAUCCGACUGUGAAUUGUUUAAUCCUAGUAAUCAAUCAUUAUACCACGAAGAUUCAGAUUCAUCUGACGUUUGUAGAAAGGCUCUUUCUUUUAUGACACCUUCUUGUAAAGAGUGUGAUUUAAAUAAUUCUGAUCCAUUGAGUGAUUCAGCGAAUGGUUGUGGCAGAACUGAUUCCUUUUGUUGUAUAAGUAAUGUUUCAUCACCUCUUGAUAUUUCUACUUAUGCUACUCCUUGUUGUUCUCAUCUCCACAGAAAAUCGAUUCCAAAGUGCCUUUCUUUACAACAAAUAAGUGCUCAAGAAGCAGAGGGCUCUUUAAGGGAAAAUGGAUUUAUUGGUGAGCAGAAAGACAAGGUUAGUAAAUCCAUGGAAGGAUUUAAAACACAAGAAAGCUGUGAUAUGCAUGAGACUUGCAGUAAUGCUAGUAAAGUUGUAGAUAGUGGUUAUCCUGACUCGUAUUCUGAACAUAACAUGGACAUGGACUUAACUCCUGAACAGUUUGAUGAUAUUGAAACAGAGAGUGAAGGAAAUGAUGUCAGCUCUCGUUCUUUAUCACCACCACCACCUCCUCCUGUUCCUCAGAUCCUUCGUCUUGUAGAUGAUGUUCAAAAUGGCGAUGUAGCCAAUAAUAACAGAGAUGGGGAAGGUAAUAAUGUUGUUGCAGAUAUGGAAGAGGAACUUCUUGAGUUUGAAGCACAGAUUGAAGAAGUUAAUAAUGAAUUGCCGAAUUUGGCUGCAGUAGACUAUGCUGUAGAUCAGGAUCUUCAGCUAUGCCAUAGGGAAUCAAAUUCUCCAGUGCUUAAACAAGACAGUUCAGAUAAAUCAUGUAAUUCAUCUGAGGUUGGAAUUGAACAAAAUGUAUUACUUUGUUCCUCAGAAGCACAACAAAGCCCAAACUGUGAGGUUUUAGAAAAUAAAGUUUUACUUCCUAAAAAUAAGGCGCUCACAGUGUCUCUAGAUACAUCAUUUAAUUCUGCACUUGAUAAACCAGUUGUAAAAAGCACAGAAUCUAACACAAGUAUUGCAACACACUGCUCCUGGGGUCAUUUGGACUCUUCUGAGAGUCCGAGCUUGAAUAGUUACUUCCACAAUGGUAUUAAUGACCCAGAUAAUCCCCAAAAUUCCUGCAAUUUAAAACAACACAGCUCACUGACUACAGUACUUGAUGGGUGUUCAAAAUUUUCAAAUUGCUCACUUGUGCAACCAAUUGAAAAACAUGACAUGUCAGUUGAAAUAAUAUUACAAUCUAACCCAAAUGAAAGUUUUUCACAAAGCAAAACACAUUUUGUGGAUGUACCAGAGUCAACCAGAGAAAACUUUGAUGAAGAUAUGACGAGAGAAAACGCACCUCAACAAGAUUGUUUGAGUAUUAGGUCAGAGUAUGAAUCAGCUGCAUCUCUACACAGUGUGGACAAUGACGAAAGCUCGUCCUUCCCUAGGUGGCUCCUUGAUAUGCAGGUUACAGAAUCAGAUGAACAUGAAGUAGCAAGUAUAAAUUCAGUGAUGACAGUUUGGGAUGUUGACAGUUAUGAUGAAUUAGUCAACCUGAAUUAUGAUGUUCAAGUGGAUACAAGAGGGGGUGGCGAUCCUCAGAGAGACUCAUGGGAUUAAAAAUUUGGUUGCCAUACAACUUCAUUGGAAGACACAAUCUCACUCAUUUGUUAUACCAAAUUAUUUUCUAGUUUUAAAUACUUUACCUAUGAAAUAAAACUGAAUUGUUGAUUAAUUAUUUUUAAAA
Molecule: messenger RNA, 3746 nt
Organism: Homalodisca vitripennis (glassy-winged sharpshooter)
Lineage: Eukaryota; Metazoa; Arthropoda; Insecta; Hemiptera; Cicadellidae
Gene: Hen1
Exons: 6
Coding region: 215-3619 (1134 amino acids)
Biological process (GO): RNA methylation; piRNA processing; siRNA processing
Cellular component (GO): nucleus; cytoplasm
Molecular function (GO): O-methyltransferase activity; RNA methyltransferase activity
Source: RefSeq, a predicted model, not a curated record